Molecule: messenger RNA, 2062 nt
Organism: Drosophila bipectinata
Lineage: Eukaryota; Metazoa; Arthropoda; Insecta; Diptera; Drosophilidae
Gene: phtm
Product: cytochrome P450 enzyme phantom
Biological process (GO): xenobiotic metabolic process
Cellular component (GO): intracellular membrane-bounded organelle; cytoplasm
Molecular function (GO): heme binding; oxidoreductase activity, acting on paired donors, with incorporation or reduction of molecular oxygen, reduced flavin or flavoprotein as one donor, and incorporation of one atom of oxygen; iron ion binding
Source: RefSeq, a predicted model, not a curated record
CGUUUCAAAUUCUAAAGAAAUCCCAGUAAUCGACGAGCUCUUCGGGUGACCAGACGUCCUCAAACGGGUGACAAAGUACGAAAAGAAACUCGAGAACACAAAAGUGAAACAAGAGUGAGAGUGACAUGGACACGGAGUUCUCCUCAUGGCUGGCCACCCUGCUGGUGCCGGGCCUACUCAUCCUGGUGAUUUUGUAUCUGUGCGAGCACCAGUACGAUGAUAUUUUGGGUGUGGCGCCUCCAGGGCCCUGGGGCCUGCCCUUUCUCGGCUAUUUGCCCUUCUUGGAUGCGAAGAGACCGCACAAGUCCCUUCAGAAGCUGGCCCAGAGAUACGGGGGUAUCUACCAGCUCAAAAUGGGCAGUGUCCGGGCGGUGAUCCUGUCGGAUGUGGCCCUCGUUCGGGACUUUUUCCGCCACGAGGAAAUGGCCGCCCGGGCGCCACUCUACCUCACUCACGGCAUCAUGGGCGGUUAUGGCAUUAUCUGCGCCCAGGGAGCGCUCUGGAAUCACGCCCGUCGCGAGGUCAUUGCUUGGCUCAAGGCCCUGGGAAUGACCAAACGCCCCGGGGAAUUGCGCGAUAACCUUGAGAGGCGUAUAGCCAGGGGAGUGGACGAGUGCGUUCAAAUCUAUGAGGCUGAGGCAGAGAAGUGUCCCGAAUCUGAAUUCGAUCCUCUAGGUGGACUAUUUCAUACCCUAGGAAACAUCAUCAACGAUCUGGUGUUCGGAAUAACCUACAAGCGGAAUGAUCCCGACUGGCUGUACCUGCAGAAGCUGCAGGAGGAGGGCGUCAAAAUGAUCGGGGUGUCCGGCGUGGUGAACUUCCUGCCCUGGCUGAGGCAUCUGCCGGAAAACAAGCGGAAUAUACAAUUCCUACUGGAGGGCAAGGCCAAGACCCACGCCAUCUACGACCGGAUUGUGGCCUCCUGCAAGGAGAAGCUCAACGAGAAGCUGGCGAGGCACAGGGAGCAGCAGGAGCUACUGCGCCAGGAGAGGCGCAGAGCCCAAAUGGAGCUGGGACAGUCGAGGGAGCAGGCAGAGGAUGAGGAGGACCACGAAGGAGGCCAACAAGUCGGAGAUAUUCCAGAGGAAGAGGAGCAUCAGGAGGAAGACGGCGAAAUGGUGUUGCCUUUUCCAGACGAACAUGAAGCGGAAGAUCGCCAAGACGGUGAAGAGGCUUCAGAGGAGGACGAAAACGAGGAAGAGUAUGACGAUGAGGAGGAGGAUGAGGACGAUCAGGACGAGGAAUACGAGCCCUAUUGCAUGUUGGAGCACUUUCUCAUAAGCAAGAUUCCCAUGUCGCAGCUGUACUGCGACGAUCAGCUGCGUCAUCUGAUGGCCGACCUCUUUGGAGCCGGCGUGGACACCGCCCUGGCGACACUCAGAUGGUUCCUGCUCUACAUGGCCCGCGAACAGGCUUGUCAGCGCCGUCUGCACGAGCUCCUGCUGCCCCUGUCGCGUUCACCAGGACUGGAGGAGCUGGAACCCCUGGCCUACCUGCGUGCCUGCAUCUCGGAGACCCAGCGCAUCCGCAGCGUUGUGCCCCUCGGAAUUCCGCACGGUUGCGAGAGAGACUUUACCGUUGGGGAUUAUCGCAUACGUGGCGGCUCGAUGAUCGUCUCCCUGCAGUGGGCCAUUCACAUGGAUCCGGUUGCUUUUCCCGACCCGGAACAGUUCCGGCCCGACCGCUUCCUGGACGAGACCGGCGCCUAUGUGGCUCCGCCGCAAUUUAUUCCCUUCCAAACGGGCAAGCGGAUGUGUCCCGGCGAUGAGCUGGCCCGCAUGAUGUUGACCCUUUUUGCCGGCCGUAUCCUGAGGCGAUUCCAUUUGGAGUUAGCUGACGGCUGUGAGGUGGACAUGAAUGGGGAGAGUGGCAUCACCCUGACACCGGAGCCCUAUAAACUACGCUUCAAUAAGCUGCCCUUAUUGUACAUGCGCGAAAAUCCUAAGGAUCCAGAUGGUUCAGAUCUGGAUUAAUUUAUUUACUGUGGAUUUGCCUUUUUUUCAUUUUUUUUUUUUAGUUUUCUUUAUAAAAUAUAUUUGUAAAAUUGCGUGGAAUGGUGGAA